UGUUCUAUUUCUUUCUAUAUCUGUGUGGCUACGUCUUCACUGUAGAAAUAAUUUAUAAUUGAAUGGUGCAAAUGUGAACUACGUAGUUAUAAGUACGAUUGACUCAUACAAUAUAUUUUAUACGAUAGCAAGUAUAUGCUAAAACGUAUAUCAAAUGAAAAAUUAAUAUUUUAUUAUUUAUUUAAAAAUCUGAAAUGUAUGUAAAUUACAUAUUUUUUAAAUUUAAUAUAAAUGAAAUUGGUAUAUCAAGGUGGCAGUCAUACUUUUACUUUCAUUACAAAACUGAUUAAAUUAUUCGUUUUAUGUCGAUGAUUGUGAAGUUUACAUAAAGCACAUCUGUAGAUACAACGAAACUUUCAAUAAAAAUCUUUGUUACUUAUUACAUUUGUAAAUAUAUAUCCCGAUCCGUGAUAUUUUUCACGUAUAAUGUUUUUUGUUAGUUCCCUAUCAAGAGUAAAGAAAUUGAACAUUUUUGAAGGUCUAUAAAAUGUAAGAAAAAUUUAUAUACUUAAUUAAAAAAUGAACAAGUUGAACAAUACAAAUAUCAACAUCUCAAAGGUAACAGAUGUAAAAAGAAAUUUGCGACGGAAUCAUGAAGCAGAUAAUCCAUGUUUAAAGGAAUACGAUUUAUCUUUAGAAUGCUUGAGCAAUAAUAAUUAUAUUCGUGAUGCUUGCCAAGCCUACUUCAAUAAUUAUAAAAUUUGUCAGAAGUUCUGGCAAAAAAUAGUGGCUGAUCGUAAACUAAAAGAUAUCAAACCUUAUCUUCCAUCUCCAGAAGAUCGAGAAAAUAUAAAGAACGAAUAUCUCAAAUUUAAUAUUAAAUAGCAAAUAAUCAUGUGUAUGUAUUUACAUACAUUUUAGAAAAAAUGUUUCAGUGACUAUCAUUUAAAUUUACUGAUUUUAAUAAAGUUUGCAUGUACAAAUGUACUAUUUAAAAUAAUAUUGUUAUUACAGCUAAAUUAUGGAUAAUUUUUUAUUAUUAUUGUAAUAAAUUGUAAUAAACUGUAUAAAAUGUAAGAUAUUUUAAGUUUUCUCAACGGUUGAAUAUAUUUUUGUCUAUAUUUACAUUAUACACAUUUUUACUUUAAAAAUAUUGCUUAUUUUGAUCAUAUGUAUUAUAAUUUUUGUUAAUAAAUCUGAAAUUCAUUCAAGAAUUCAUAAAGAUUGAUAAUUAUAAGAAAUAUUGUACUAUUAUAUGACACACUAACAACAAAUCAUAAUAAUUUCUGCAAUUGUAAAAAUUAUAUUAUUAAUACAACAUUAUGUGAAUAAUAAAUACACCUUUUUGCAAAAGUAUACACUUUGGCCUUGGAGUGAAUACAUUUAUAUUUAUACAAUAUCGUAAGUAACAUUUUUUAUCGAUAUCUAUAUAUGUAAUUCAAGAUUAAUGUAUUUAAAAUUUUCUUA
Messenger RNA from Vespula pensylvanica (western yellowjacket), 1407 nucleotides. RefSeq names its product coiled-coil-helix-coiled-coil-helix domain-containing protein 7. Bases 520 to 825 code for a protein of 101 amino acids. The record is from RefSeq and is a predicted model, not a curated record. The transcript has 4 exons. Lineage: Eukaryota; Metazoa; Arthropoda; Insecta; Hymenoptera; Vespidae.